UCCUACGUAAUCUUCAACGAUACCACCAGCAGCACACACAGAAGCAGGGACUUCUACAACAUCUGCAGAGUGGAUAUCACUCCUCGUCCAACAGCUUUAUUCUUGUUAACUCGUGUGCAACAAAACCGCGAGAAUGAAGCUACAACUUUUGAUCCUUACUGUUUUGCGGUGUGUGGUUUUAACCAAUCAGGAAAACCAGGAAAAGCAGCCAAUGAAAACAGAGGAAUUCAACCCGGAUGCUUUCAACACCGAUGGCAAUUCUACAUUCAUGUAUGACGAGGACCUGUCGGCCCCUUGCAGUUUGGAGGUGCCUGGAUUUAAUAGCUUGGGCCUGAUGGUCACCUACAUCGGCGUGUUCGUCCUCAGCAUUCUGGGCAACGGCGUGGUCGUCUAUGUGAUUUACUCCAUGGAGAAAGGUCGAGGUACCACCGAUAUCUACCUGAUGCACCUGGCGAUGGCGGACCUUCUCUUCUGCGUCACCCUCCCGUUCUGGGCCAUCAAUGCUCAGUCCGGUUGGAUCUUCGGCAACUUCCUGUGCAAGCUCCUGUCCGGCUUCCAGGAGGCGUCGGUGUACGGCGGGGUCUUCCUGCUGGCAUGCAUCAGCGUGGACCGCCACUUCGUCAUCGUGAGGGCUACACGCCUGCGGCCCUUCCACCGCCUGUUGGUUAAAGUGACGUGCGGCGUGGUGUGGCUGGUGGCCGCAGUGCUGUCCUUACCAGUGGCCAUUCUGAAGGAGAGCAUGCAUGAUGAAGACCUGGGCCGGACCAUUUGCUAUGAAAACAUUACCAACGAAAGCAGCGACCGCUGGCGCGUUAUCAUGCUCGUUAUGCGUCAUUCAAUUGGCUUUUUUGUGCCCCUGGUGGUGAUGACAGUCUGCUACGGCUGGAUUGUGGUAGCGCUGAUUCACACGCGUAAUUCCCAAAAGCACAAGGCCAUCCGCGUCAUCCUGGCGGUGGUGUUUGCCUUCGUCGUGUGCUGGUUGCCUUAUAACAUCGCCGUACUGAUUGACACGCUGACUCGCAAAAAAACAAUUGCGAUGGAGACGUGUGAAACCCGCUACAUGGUGGAAGUGAUGCUGGCAGUGACCCAAGUGUUGGCCUUCAUGCACUGCGCAGUGAAUCCGGUGCUGUACGCCUUCAUCGGCGAAAAGUUUCGCAAACACCUGCUCUCGGCUCUUUACAGACACAGGCUCAUCAGCAGGAAGGGCUCAGCCAGCAGUGUAGGGAGCAUCAGAUCUAGAAACACCUCCAUCAUGUAAAAAAAAAAAGGGACGAACAGAUUCCACCUGCCCACGUCUCUGCUGGUCACGACACGUUAUUACACGUUUGUAAUAGAACCAAUAGAGCCGAGUCAGGCUGGCUGCUUCCCCCUUCUGACAGUCAUGGAUAAACUAAGCUGUCUUUACUCAAUAAACAG
This is a messenger RNA of Gasterosteus aculeatus aculeatus (three-spined stickleback), 1416 nucleotides long. RefSeq names its product chemokine (C-X-C motif) receptor 2 (gene cxcr2). The record is from RefSeq and is a predicted model, not a curated record. Gene Ontology annotation, biological process: immune response; neutrophil chemotaxis; G protein-coupled receptor signaling pathway. Gene Ontology annotation, molecular function: C-C chemokine binding; C-C chemokine receptor activity. Gene Ontology annotation, cellular component: external side of plasma membrane; membrane. Lineage: Eukaryota; Metazoa; Chordata; Actinopteri; Perciformes; Gasterosteidae.